Molecule: messenger RNA, 3228 nt
Organism: Pectinophora gossypiella (pink bollworm)
Lineage: Eukaryota; Metazoa; Arthropoda; Insecta; Lepidoptera; Gelechiidae
Product: homeotic protein empty spiracles-like
Exons: 3
Coding region: 105-923 (272 amino acids)
Biological process (GO): neuron differentiation; regulation of DNA-templated transcription; brain development
Molecular function (GO): DNA-binding transcription factor activity, RNA polymerase II-specific; DNA binding
Source: RefSeq, a predicted model, not a curated record
CUUGGCGUUCGUAUCGCGCGCUCGCGUCACCAUGGAUUGUGCUCUGUGUGACAUGUGCUUCUGAAAUUUGGUGUUUUUGUGCCGGACCUGUCGUGUGAUAAAGCAUGAUGCCUCUCGCACCGACCCCUGUGGUGGCGGUGCCAUCGAAGCCGAAGAUCGGAUUCAGUAUAGACAGUAUAGUGGGUGGUUCGGAGCGGCCGAAGCAGGCGUCGCCGCCGCUGGCUAGCCCGGGGUCGCCGUCGCCGGUGGCGUCUCCGCGGAGUCCGUCGCCGCGGCCGCUGCUGAGGCCGAGCGCGCUGCCAGCAGUGUUCCCCUCACCUGAAUUGAAGAGGCUUCCAUACUUGGAUGCGCAGAGCCACCACCACCAGUUCUUGGCUCACUUCCAAGGGGCUGCGCUGGCGGCGGCGCUGGCACACCAGCAGCAAGGGUUUGGAGCUCCGCUGCCGCCGCACCCACCCCCGCACCCCGCCGCUCCAGUGCCUCGAGACUCCUAUCAGCUGUACCCCUGGCUCAUCAACAGGCACGGACGGAUAUUCCCUCAUAGAUUUCCUGGAGGUCCAGACAUCCCCGGUUUCCUCCUACAGCCCUUCAGGAAGCCCAAGAGGAUCAGAACAGCAUUCUCCCCCUCACAACUUUUAAAACUCGAACACGCGUUCGAGAAGAACCACUACGUGGUGGGCGCAGAACGCAAGCAGCUCGCCCAAGCCCUCAGUUUGACAGAAACGCAGGUGAAAGUUUGGUUCCAAAACAGAAGAACGAAACACAAACGGAUGCAGCAAGAAGAAGAAGCGAAAACCGGAUCAAAAUCCGGUUCUUCUAGUUCCAAACCGGAUGACAACCAAUUCAACAACUCUUACGAAGAGGACGAAGAACUAAUAGAUAUGGACAUGGAUGACUUAAGUGAAAGUGAAAAUGAGACGUAGGAAUUCAGUGAAAUGACACUUUGUAAAUAUUAGAUUUAAUUUUUACCCCUAAGUUCUAAGUAAGUAUUUAUUUAUGGCCGAAGGUUCUUACAUAAUAUGGGAAAUUGUUUUAACCGGCUCGGAUGAGGAAACACGUCGAUGUUAUACACAGGCACAUUUAAAUGCAUAUUUUGUAUUUUUUUUUUAAUAUUAUUGAUUAAUAAGGAAAGUCCACACCACAUUCCCGAGAAAUGCAAUUUUCGGAGGUAUGUGACCUAACCUAUAUUGGGCUGGUUUUCGCAUCGCGGGUUGGAAAGUCAGACAGGCAGUCGCUUCUGAAAAAACCGGACCUGUCAAAUCUUCAGGUUAGGUAAGUGGACCCUGUGGAAAACGGGAUAUUGCUAAUGCUGAUGAUUUAGAAAAAAACUAGCUAUUUCUAUUGACGUUAAGUUUUGGUAAUAAAUACUACAUACGAAUUUGGAUACGUAAUUAAUAACUCGGUAACGUUUUGUCGUUUAAGAAUAAAUCUGAAUUAAUUUUGGCUGAUGGCUUUGCUGCUCCAUAACCUGGUCAUUUGAAAAAAUAAAAUUCAAAAAUAACUUUAUUCAGUAGGUAACAUAGAGUUACAAUUUGAAUCGUCAUUUUUUACAUAACGAACGUCUCAUCCGCCUAAAACUACUGCAGCUUCUCACAACCUGUAUAGCCGGGGAAAAGACUGAAAGAAAAACCUCGCCACAGAGCCCUUAGUUCUUUAAAAAAAAAAACGAAAAAUAUUGUUAUACAAUUUAGUAAUUCAUUUAGCUGGGUAAUAAUUCUUUCUAUCACUUUUAACAAUUAUUCGUCUUGUUUUUUUGGAUAAUAAUAGCAACAAAUAUUCGAAUACGUUAUUCUUACAUUGGUAAUAAUGUAAACAUAACACAAGCUCACGACUAUAUCCUAAUUGGGGUAGUCAGAGGUACAUCCAUCGCAAGAUGAACUAAGUACCCACACCUCACCGAGCUUUCUGUUAGACCAACGUGAUAGGUGGUGAGCCAUAUCGUCGUCUGUAAUGGUCGAGCCAACUGUGUUAGUGAAAAAUGCAUUUGAGAUAAAUUUAUAACUCAUUGGUGCAAAUCCAGUACAAGGGUUUGGAGUUUUUAAUAAUGCUAGAACACUGUCGCACUAUCAUAUUUGACUUUUAAUGAGACUUGCGAUUUAAUUUGUCAAAAAAGUUAAUGUGACAUGUUUUCAAAGUGUAUACUUAUUAGUACUCGUGACCGUACUUAUUUUCAAAUUUAAAUCAUAAUCUUAGGCUGUUUGUAAAUAGUGAGUCACACGGUUUGGAUCCAGUCCAAAUAUUUACAGCUCACAUCAUUAGACAAAGGAAACCCCGGUCAGAAUUCCACAAGCUGUCAAGUUCAUAACAAAACUGGCCCAUCAUUUAUAAAAAUUAGAAGCCAUGUCAUUAAAUUAACCGGUCGAAAUAUGGCGGAACGCACCGCUCUUUCACGAGUUAUUAGAUAACAAAAUUGGCCGUAUUAUAAUAGUUUUGGUUCUAAAUUAAUUAAAAACGCCUCUUCCUAAGUGAUGUGGGUAUAAUUAGAUGUUUAGAUCCAAAACGCCGAUAGGCAGUUUCUAACGAGUGCUGUCAACGAUAGAGACGGAAGAUACUAUAGCGACGCGCUAGAGUGGGAUAGAAAUAGAUUUAUGAUGGAGACGAAUUUGUAUGGUCGGGAGAAAAAGUCGAUAGUCGUUUGGCCGCAAUGUGUUUAUGACGCCACAUAAUUAUUAGGAAUUUAAAAUUAGAAUAGGUGUCAAAUUACAAUGCUGGCUGUUUAUUAUGUGAAAAUGAUUCAUUAAAAUAUUUAAAUCUACUUUUUUCGGAAAUUAACGAUUUAUAACGUGAAGCAUUCUAAAUUGAAAAUCAUUAAUGGCUCCGAUUGCUGCAGACACCUCCUAAUUUUAUUUUAAGUUAUACCCGUCAUUUUCUUAUCCGCCUAAAAAGAAAGGGCCUAAAAAUAAUUGACAACUGUUAAUGUUAGAAUGAAAGAAUACAAUAGGCAUCUCGCUCAUAUGAAAUACGUUUGACGUGUGCUGUCAACUUAAUUCUGUCUGGUUAUUGGCCAAUAUAAAAUUUUGGAACGGUUUUUUAAAUUUCUGCCUGAAAUUAUGUUUCAUAAAUAUGUUUUUUUCUAUAUUUUGUCCCGUCCUCGCCCGUCCCUUACCUUUUUGGCGGAUAAGAAAAUGACAGGUAUAACUUAAAAUAAACUUAGACGGUGUGACCGGAAUCAGCACCACUGUAUACUUAUCAGCUUAUAAAAAUAAACGAUCUCAUUAAAAACUUUUA